AUGCUGUUUCCUCUGGAAGAACAAAUCCGUCCUCGAGCUACCCAGAUUAAUAAUUUUCGGGCAUCCAUCGCGAUCCUUCUCCAGACGCGUACACUCGAAACAAUAAAAGGCGUCACUGAUCCCUUCGCCUCCACACACAAUGCAUUUAUUCUGGUAGUUGCCGAACGAGCACUCAUCGCAGAUACGCACAAGCGUUGUGGGCCGCACGUAGGAAUCGCAGACGGGACAUUUACCGUCGCAUUUGUCACAGAGACGGCCGAUGGCGAUGCCGGUUUGCUUGCGACACAUUACGAGAUCGGGGUGGUGGCGGGACAUGAUGACGGUUGUGGUGGUGGUGGUGGUUGUGGGUAG
Molecule: messenger RNA, 351 nt
Organism: Paracoccidioides lutzii Pb01
Exons: 1
Coding region: 1-351 (116 amino acids)
Source: RefSeq, a predicted model, not a curated record